Dendronephthya gigantea is the source of this 3237-nucleotide messenger RNA. RefSeq lists its product as uncharacterized. NCBI's taxonomy places the organism in Eukaryota, Metazoa, Cnidaria, Anthozoa, Malacalcyonacea, Nephtheidae. The record is from RefSeq and is a predicted model, not a curated record. The transcript is spliced from 2 exons. Bases 1 to 3072 code for a protein of 1023 amino acids.
AUGUAUGAAGAUAUUCUGGAACAGUUCAACUCACUCUCUGAAACAAGUCAGUGUUUACUUGCAGGGUGUGACCUGAAAUUAGAGCUGGAGAGGAUAAAAAAGAGCAUAUAUGAAAACUUUGUUCUUGAAAAACAACCAGCAAUAUAUCAGCCUAGCGAAUUCAUUGAAUUCUGUUCUCGGGCAGGUGCUCCAAAUGUAUUCAAUCAUAUUUUGAAAGCAAUAUCAGAUGACCGUCACUCCCAUAGGCGCCAGGAACUGAACCGAGUACGAACAGUGUCCAUAAUUUACACCAUGUGCUACUGUCGGAGCCAAAUGUGCAAUGUCAUGCAAGUAGAUCAUGCACUCUAUUUGAACUCCAACAGGGUGACUCAAGAAGGCAUAGAUACACAGCAUAGGAUGGGACAUACAUGCAGUCGCAAAACUUCCAACAUAAUUCGCAGUCAACUGUCCCGCAAUCAUGCUGAAAGUCUGAAUAGUUUCUUUGAUCAAGCAAUCCAAAAUGAAUGGGUCUUGGUACUGAUAAUCGACGACUUUACUAAAGUUCACACCUAUCGAAGACCAUCCACUUCAAAAACUUGCAAUCCCAUGAGCAUGUGUACAAUUGUAGUUAAGGCAUUCAAGCAGUUAAAGGCAAUAAAGGCACCAGCAAAUAUUUCCAGAAUCCAUUGUCCAGAAGGUGUUAACAUCAAAGCUUGUGUGGAUGCCAUAACCUCUUCUCAGCAGUUGACAAUGCUGGGUAGCAGCUAUGCCUCAACUAUGCCCAAUUGGUUGACCUCAUUGUUUUUCACUCCUGAUCUUCAAAGACACAUUCUCGAAGAGCAUGGCUACAGUGAUGAGUCUGGAGUUCGAUUGAUGAGAACAAUGGAUGAUUUGCAUCUAAUUGACUUUGUAGAGUUACAGUUAAAAUCAAAGGAUGGUUUUUCGCAAGCAUACAAGAUAGCUAUGCCAUCAGGUUUAUCAGCUUACUUGAAGAAGUUUAUAAUCAUUCAACCAGGUGAUUGGCCAUGCCAAUUCUAUUGUAGACAGCUUGUAUAUGAAUCACUCUCUCAUUGUCAAGAACCAACCGAUUACCAGGAGCAUGAGUCUUCAACCAGCACCGUUGAAAUUCCAGCUAUAACAUCCCUUAUUCCAACCAUGGGUCCAUUGCACAUAUCAUUAAACAGCAGAGAAGACAUCUUUGAAUCAUUUAAACCAUUUUUCAACCAAGUUUAUAAUCAUUUGUUUCCAAAUAGUAAGAUGCCAAAGUCGCCCAAGCCCUGGAAGAUAAAUCUCAUAUUAGAAACAGUUUAUGGUGGAUGGACAUUGAUUCGAGAACAAGUGGCAACAAAAUUUCAAUAUUCAAAGGACAUACAAUAUGGGGCAUUGCUGAAUUUGUUGGACAACUAUUUACCAUUAGUUUUAACAAUUUAUUCCAUCACUUUUAAAAGGAACAACUUUAGUGAAUAUUAUAAUGCAAUGAUCCGGAUAUGGGUGAUGUUCUUAUGCCUGAAGCGUCGCCACUAUAAUAAAGCUCCCCUUGUGUGGCUUUCAAAUAUCUCACAUUGGAAAAGCAAGUUCAGUGCACUUUAUGAACAAUUUUCUACAUGGCCGACAAUUUUUGACGAAUAUCCAGUGGAAAAUACCCACAGUAUCAUCAGAGCCCAAACUCAGCCAACAGACACUGCAGAGAAACUUCAACAAAGAGCAAAAAGUAUCUUUCAAUCCAAGACCAAACAGGCUAAUUUUAGAUCUAAUUUUACUCCUCCAAAACAAUUCAAUUACUCACAGCAGCAACUUAAAUACUUGAUGGUCAAGUGUGCUGAAUUUUUGACAAACAUUUUUAUUGCAGUGAACAAUCACAUUGGCUGUGCUUCCAGUUUUAUCAAAAGAAAAGUAAAAUAUGUCUACUUACCAGACAUUUUUGGACCAGAUAAGGUUAAAUACACCACUCUUCCUCUUGGCUUCAGCAGCAGUCAGGAACCAAACCAAGAUUGCAUAUGCGACCUUUACUCAUGCACCAUCAACCAUAGUGAUGAACCAUGGAAACUUUUUCAAGGGUGUUGGCAUUCCUUUCAUGUAAAAUGUCUCAAUGGUUCUGAUUUCUGUCCAAUUUGUCAUGGAUACCUGCAAGAUAAAGUAAAGGAGCUUGGUAAUAUUGCCAAAGAUGCCAUUUUAAAUCAGAAGAUAAACUCAGUGUCACUUGAUGUAGAUCCUGACAAAGAACCUGAUGAUGAACCCGAUAAUAUGGAAAGUAUGCCAUUGGUUAAUGUUGACCAACAAGGAAUAGACAAAUCAAUAAAGGAAUUGAGUGUCAGAAUUGAAAAUUUGCAAUCAGCGCCAAAGCCUGCUAAUCACCAUCCACAACAAGCACCAGCAACACCAGUAAAACCUGAUGCCACUAAAAAUAAUCAGCACAACAAGCGAAAACCACUUCAUGACAUUCAGAAUUUAGAUCAUGUUGUUCAACAACAACAACAACUACAACAACAACAACAAAUACCAAAAAGCACUAAUAGAAUGAUUGAAUGGUUGUUCCCUGCAAAUAUCUGCCAAACCCGAGUAGGUGGAAGACCAAUGGCAAGUAAUGCUUGCACAAUUAUUGCUUCACUGUGGUGCCGAAAGUUUCUGCUAAAAAAGAUUGCCUUCCCAUCCAAUGAAAGUGACAUUAGAGCUCUUACAAACAGCUACAAAGGAACUAUUGUAAAUGGGAACUUGUUGUAUCAGGGUUUGAAUCUACCUGCUGACCAACCUAAUUUGGAAGUCCGAGAUGUUGUGAAUAGGAUUAAAGAUUUACGACUAAACAUUCUGCAAGACUUGGGAUUCUUUAAUGUGAAUGAGCUUAAAGAAACAUUCGUUCAAAUGCUUCAAGAAGGCAAACGACGUGCUGGUGUUUUGAUUAUGCCACCAGCUAGUUCAGUGGCUAUAAUCAUGGAAAAUGGCAACCUAGCUGUGUUUGACAGCCAUCAGCAUGGUGGACGAGGUAGCCUGGUUCUUGUCUGCAAGCUUGGAGAAAUAGAUUAUCUUUUGAACUAUAUCGAAAAAACUCAAAAGUUGUGUGGCAGCAACUUUGCCGAACUUGCCACAAUUGAGUGACUAUAAGGAAUAACUUUGCCUGACCCACAUACAACCCUUAUUCUAAACAUUCUAGCAUGGCUAGUACCUUUGUUCUGCUGUUCCAAAGAAAACAUGGCAGGGUAUUCUACUGUACAUAAUAUGGAAUUCACUAAGAAUUUUACAGUGUUAUUGAAUAAAAAUUUC